UCCAUUUCUCUACUCACAAAAGCGGAAAUUCACAAUAAUACAGUUUUCCUUAAUUCAAUUUAAAAAUAAAAUGCAUAUAUUUUAUUUUAAUAAAUAGAAAAGCACUUUCUCAAAAGCGAAAAAUCCAAUUCCCUUCAUUCAAAAUGCGAACAAUCCCUUUUAAUUUUGUUUAAAUAAAUAAGCAAAGUUUUAACAUUUUCCAAUUUGAAUACAAGGAAAUGUGAGCCCUUCGAAUAAUAAAAAAUUGUUUUUAAUUAUAAUUAGAUGGAAGAGAUUUAUGGUAGAUUGAAAUUAAUAUUGAAAUUAAAAGUAUUAAAAUUUUGUCUUUUAAAAUGAGUGUCGAGGACUUAAAAAUCGGAUGUUUUCACGUAUUUGUUUUAAUUGCUUUGAGUGUUAAUUAUGUUAUCGUGGCGAUGAGCCAUUUGUUACCCGUCUUUUAUAAUUAUUCUCCCAAAUUUUCCUGCCAGGAAUUGAAAAAUGGAACUAAAGGUUGUGUCUCUCCCUCUCUUUUCAAGUCUAUUUCAAAUUUUACGAGUGAAUUUCAAAUUAAAGACACUAAACCCACCACGUGUUCGAGUGAAUAUAUUUUUGAAAUUGAAAAUGGAGAACAAAGUGUUAUAACCGAAUGGAGUUUAGUUUGUGAAAAAGAAUAUUUGGCUUUUUUGGGCACCGCCAUUUAUUUUUUGGGAGUUUUAAUGGGAGCUUGGAUCGCUGGAAUUAUGGCUGAUCGAAUUGGGAGACUUCCGGUUUUGGCCAUUUGUCUUUAUACUCAAGGCACUAUGGCUGUUUCCCUCUACGUUGUCCAGGAUUAUUCAGUAUUCCUUGUUCUUCGAGGAUUUCAGGGAGUUUUCGUCCAAGGACUUGAGACUUCCACUUUCAUUUUAGCUUUAGAGCUUUUUCCCUCAAAAUUCCGUACAAUUGUAGGAUUAAUAAUGCAGAUCGCGUGGGCCGUAGGUCUCGCGCUUCUAGCUGGACUCAGUUACUCUAUUCCCGACUGGAGAAUUCUUCAAUUGGCUAUCUCCGUUCCCACAGCUGUUACUGUUCUAUAUAUCUGGAUAAUACCGGAAUCGCCUCGCUGGUUGCUUGCAAAAGGAAAGUCGACGGAAGCUGACAUCGCUCUAGAAAAGAUAGUAAAAUACAAUGGAUGCUUUAUCAGGUUGAAAACAAUAAAAGAACCUGAUACUAUUGUCAGCGAAAACAAGACACCAGUGAAUAAGAAACCGGAAAGAAAAUCCCGAGAUUUAAGUCUAGACCUAAAAAGCAAAAAAGUCGAAGAAAUUCUCCCGGAAAUUGAAAAGUUACUCGCAAAGCCAGAACCCAAUCCUGAAAUACAAAGUAUCUGUUUCAAUUUUACAGAAGUGGCUGAUUCUGAGAAUUGUAAAGACGAACAAGUUCCAGAAAUAAAUUCGAAACCGGAAGUACCUUUAAAGGUGAAUAACUCAAAUAAUAAAAUGGAUGAGAAAAGGGAGGAAGAAAAAUCAUUAAAACUCAAAAAGAAAAGACACUCGAAGUCAAUUUCUCGGGGCGAAGAUUCCCACAAUAUACAGAAAGGCGAAGAAACUCUGGAACUGGGAGUGAGGAAUGAAAAUAAAAAGCAAAUUGGUUUGAACGUAUCCGAGAAAUUGAAAGAACGAGUUGCGAGUGAGAAGAAAAUAAAUAGAGGACUUUUGCAAUUGGCAAAGUACAAAUCAAUUAUUAGACACGGGGCAAUUUUAAUUCAAAUUUGGUUUACUUCUGCAGCUGCUAAUCAUUGUGUUGAAUUUCUUCUUCCAAAUUUAAAUGCAAACAGACACAUAACUUUUGCACUUGGAGGGGCUUUGGAAAUUGCUUCAUGCAUUUUAACAUAUUUUGUUUUAUCAAGACACGGAAGGAAAUUACCUUUGGGCAUUUUUGAAUUUUUCAUCGGAGUUAUUUGCAUCUGUCACGCUUUUCUUGAUUAUUUUUUACCCCAGCCAUCAAUAAUUUGGCUUGGUCCGUUAAAAAAAGUGAUGUUAUUAUUGACAAAAAUGGUCGUUAUCAGUUCGUUUUUUGCUCUGCAUCUGUUAAGUGCUGAAUUAUUUCCGACAAUUUCCCGAGCAACGUGUUUUGGAUUUUGUGUGGUUUUUGCAAAAAUCGCCAGUAUUUUUAUGACCUUCUUCUUAGAAAUAGAAAAAAACUACAUUCCCGUUUCCGCAUGCUUGGGAGUUGUAGGAAUGUUAUGCCUUGGCUCAGGAAUUGUCGCCUUAACAUUACCAGAAACUCUAAACCGAAUUCUUCCGGAUACGAUGGACGAGGCCAACAAUCUGGGAAGAAAAUUCGAAAAUAGAAAUCAGAGUUUAGAAUACAUCAAGAACCAAGAAUCUGGAAAAAAACGAGAAGUUUUGCGGGAAAAACUGUUUUCUGAUAAUUGGGUUGAUGCUGGAAAUGGAAUAAUAGUUAACUUCAACGAAGGAAAAGACACUAAUUCUACUUUUUGACUUAAUUUUCUUAAUUUUAUUUAAAUAAAAAAAAAGUUGAGUAGUGUUAUCAAAUGUGUAAUUUUUAUCGAUUUGUAAAUAUUUCCA
This is a messenger RNA of Belonocnema kinseyi, 2543 nucleotides long. Its product is annotated as organic cation transporter protein-like. Gene Ontology annotation, biological process: transmembrane transport. Gene Ontology annotation, cellular component: membrane. Bases 333 to 2456 code for a protein of 707 amino acids. Gene Ontology annotation, molecular function: transmembrane transporter activity. Lineage: Eukaryota; Metazoa; Arthropoda; Insecta; Hymenoptera; Cynipidae. The transcript has 8 exons. The record is from RefSeq and is a predicted model, not a curated record.